AUGCCCUACCUGGUCGACCUUCAAGCGCGUAUGCUCCGCGCCUUAACCCAGGAACGCCGUAUUAGUUUCGACAACUGGUUCAAGUACGCCCAAAAGGAGUUUGAGAAGCGAGCUCAGGAUCAGAACCCAUGGCUGGAGGAGGACGCCGUCAACUACGAGUAUUUCAGUCUCGAGACAAAACUUUUCAUUCUGACUUGUCUCUGUGAAUGGCAGCUGGAUGAUCCGGAGCAGUUCCGAUCCAACUUCAAUGAAGAGGACGAAGUCGCCAUAGAAUGGCGUGUGGACCCAAUAGGUCACGAUGCCAAUGAUCGCACCUACUGGCUGUUCGAUGAUAAUCGGCUCUACAGAGAGAACCCUCCAGUCAAGGCGAACAACAAGAAAGCAAAACAAGUAGCAGCAAAGGUGGCGCAACAAAAGCCAGUAUCAGAUAACCGUCGUGGUACUCGUCGGUCGACACGCGGACAAAAAGUCGAGGAGUCAGAGCCAGAACCAGAGCCAGAGUUUGAGACCCCGCCUAUUACCCCUGGCGUACAGUGGGAGCCGGUUUGCAUAACUCAACAGGAAUGGGAAGACUUUGCGAAUCUCUUCCGGCGCUCAAAACACCCAGAUGAAAAGGCGUUGCACAAUCUUAUCAACGACGAUAUUUUGCCGAAAAUCCUUGGAGAGUUCAAGGAAAAGGAUAAGAAGCGAGAAACGCUGGAGGCCAUUGCUAAUCGCAAGAGAUCUUCGAGAAUUGUCAUUCGCGAGUUCGAAGUCCAGGAAAAGGCUCGUCUGGAAGCCCUCCGACAGCAGGAUCAGCAGGCAGCCGCUGAACUCCGCAAGCAAGAGCUCCGCGAGCGACGCGCAGAAAGAGAGAAACAAUUGCAGCAGCAUAUCAGGGACAAUCGCCUGAAGGAGCGAGAAGAACGCCUGAAGGCCCGCGAGAAUGCCAUCUGGGAGAGAGAAGCCAAGAAGAAGCAGCAACAGCAACGGAUAGCAAAGGAGCGAGAGGAACGCAAGAAGAAGAGAGUUGGAGGUGGACACAAGGGCGAGCAUUCUGAGGAUGAGGCUGGACGCCAUCAAGAUGAGGAGGAAGAAGACUGGGUCUUUGACUGUGUUUGCGGUGUAUUCGGCAACAACUUGGAUGAUGGCGAGCUCAUGAUUGCCUGUGGCAAAUGCAACGUCUGGCAACACGUCGCUUGCUUGAAACAGGAAGACGCACAACAGGGAAAAGCGGAGACGGAUUGGGAGUCUGUCGAUUUUACUUGCCCAAGGUGCAUCAUCAAGGAGAAACGGAAGGCAAUGCGGAAGGAAAAGAAGGAGCAAAAGUUGCGUGAGGAGGCUCUGGCUGGCAAUGUUGGAGUGAAUGUUUCCUCAGAGCCUAAGGUGCCCAAGGAGCCAAAGAAGGCACCUAAAGAGAAGGUGCCCAAGGAGAAGGUGCCCAAGGAGAAGGUGCCCAAGGAGAAGGUAAAGAGCCCCAAGGGUCGUUCAGGAUCACUCACGAAUGGGCACCACCCUCAGUCGGCAGCAUACGUUGGGCCCUCUACCUACUCGACCCAGCCUUACCCACCGCUAGGACAACCGCACGCAUAUCAGCCUGAGGCGAGCUAUCAUCAUGACCAUCAUGUGCAACCUCCGCAACCUUAUUACAACGGACACCCAGUUAGUAAUGGCAACCCAGGACCGGUGCCUGGUUACGCUUACCAGCCAGCUGCGACUCAACAACCGCACAACCAGUAUUCGCCACCACCUCCCUCCCAUCAUAACCACCAGCAGCAGCCAUACCAGCAUCCAUACCAACAACAGCAGUCGCAUGCAGGUCACUAUGGAUCUCACACGCCAACUCCAUCUUACCAAGCCUACUUGCCCUCACCACAGGGCUCGUCCAUGCACGCACCAGCACCGUUGAACCAUCACCUCACACCCGCAGUUCCAAGACCCCAUCAGCUUGACAGUUAUAGUGUCUCCCAGCCGCCUGUGCAGCCUCACCCCAGCCAUUACUCGCCACCCUAUGCUCAGCAGCAGCAUAGGGCGGACGGAGCAGCGUAUGGUUCAAGUCAGGCCCCAGUCGCAUUUGGACAGACACCCGUUGCUCCCAUCCACAAGCGACCCAACCCAGCAGACGAAGAGAUGGAGGGGGUCGAGCGGCCCCCAAAGAUGAUGAACCACCAGCAUCAGCACCCGUAG
Molecule: messenger RNA, 2166 nt
Organism: Linnemannia hyalina
Lineage: Eukaryota; Fungi; Mortierellomycota; Mortierellomycetes; Mortierellales; Mortierellaceae
Source: the annotation of a GenBank genome assembly